This is a messenger RNA of Capsicum annuum, 3246 nucleotides long. Its product is annotated as SART-1 family protein DOT2. Gene Ontology annotation, biological process: maturation of 5S rRNA; mRNA cis splicing, via spliceosome. The record is from RefSeq and is a predicted model, not a curated record. The transcript has 12 exons. Gene Ontology annotation, cellular component: U4/U6 x U5 tri-snRNP complex. Bases 231 to 2984 code for a protein of 917 amino acids. Lineage: Eukaryota; Viridiplantae; Streptophyta; Magnoliopsida; Solanales; Solanaceae.
CAUGAAACUAGUAUAAUAAUAAUAAUCCAAGAUUACUUGUUCAUAUCUUUUGGGGCCUUAGAUAGAUAUUUUGGGGGUUAAAGCAAUUGCUUCACUUUCUUCCACCGGUUAACCCUACCGCCGCCCUUGUAGCCUGCAACGGCGUAUGCUUACUAGUGACGUUUUCUCUAACUUCAAUCUCCGGCUACUUAUCCAAAAGGCAGCGGCGGCGGUGUGUCAAUUUUUCUGACAUGGGAAUGAUGGAGAUAGAUGGACGUGAAACAAGUGUUGACGAUUUGGAGGAUUCAAUGAAGCAUCGAAGUAGCAAGGAUCGGAAAAGUAGCAGUAGUAAAAGAGAAAGAGAUCGAGAGAGUAAAGAGUCGGAGAAAUCUCGAGAUCGAAGAAAGGAGGAUAAAUAUGAACGUGAAAGGGAUAGAACAAAGGAUAAGGAUCGUAGAGAUCGCGGAAAAGACAAGGAACGAGACAGAGAUAAUGAGCCUUCACGAGAGAAGGAGAAGGAGAGGAGAAGCGACAAGGAUAAAGAGAAGAGAGAGAAGCACAGAGAUAGAGAAAGAGGUGGUAGAGAUGUAGUUGACAAAGAAAGGGAAAAGGAGAAGGAGAAAGGGGGAGCCGUGGAUGAGGAUAAGGAGAGGCGUAGUAGUCGUAGGCAGAGAGAUGAGGGACAUGAUAGGAGUAGUAAUAAGGAAAGGCGGAAGGAGGAAGAUUCUGAUUAUGAGAAUGUAGCAGCCAAGCAGGAAGUUGAUGAGGAUAAGGAGAGGCGUAGUAGUCGUAGGCAUCGAGAUGAGGGACAUGAUAGGAGUAAGGAAAGGCGGAAAGAUGAAGAUUCUGAUUAUGAGAAUGUAGCAGCUAAGCAGGAAGUUGAUGAGGACAAGGAGAGGCGUCGUAGUCGUAGGCAUCGAGAUGAGGGACAUGAUAGGAGUAGUAAUAAGGAAAGGCGUAAGGAGGAAGAUUCUGAUAAUGAAAAUGUAGCUGUUAAGAAGGAAGUUGUUGAUUCUCAUGACGAUGAAGAUAGGGGACAAAAUGGUGUAGAUGCAACUGGUGGAGCUGGAGCUCAAUCUUCGGCAGUGGAGCUACAGCAACGCAUUCUGAAGAUGAAGGAAGAGAGAUUGAAGAAAAAAUCAGAAGGUGCUUCUGAGGUGUUGGCGUGGGUUAGCAAGAGCCGUAAAAUUGAGGAGAUAAGGAAUGUGGAGAAGGAGAGAGCCUUACAGCUUUCGAAGAUUUUUGAAGAGCAGGACAAAAUGAAUGAUGAAGAAAGCGAUGAGGAGAACAAUGCUCGACUAGAUGCAAAAGAGCUAGGUGGGAUGAAAGUACUCCACGGUCUUGACAAAGUUGUCGAAGGUGGGGCUGUUGUCUUGACACUCAAAGAUCAGAGCAUACUUGCUGGUGAUGAUGUUAAUCAAGAGGUUGAUGUGCUUGAAAAUGUGGAGAUUGGAGAGCAGAAGCGAAGGGAUGACGCUUACAAGGCUGCAAAAAAGAAAACAGGGAUCUAUGAUGAUAAGUUCAAUGAUGAACCUGGUUCUGAAAGGAAAAUAUUACAAAAGUAUGAUGACCCAGCAGAAGAGGAGGGCGUUACUCUUGAUGCUACUGGAGGUUUCAACGCUGAUGCAGAGAAGAAACUGGAGGAGCUCCGGAGAAGGAUUCAGGGGCCUUCCUCGAUAAAUCGGAUGGAGGAUCUCAAUUCUUCAGGGAAAUUAUUGUCCGACUACUAUACUCAAGAGGAAAUGGUUCAAUUUAAGAAGCCCAAGAAGAAGAAAUCACUGAGGAAGAAAGAGAAGCUGGAUCUAGAUGCUCUUGAAGCGGAGGCCAAAUCCUCCGGAUCGGGGGCCAGUGAUCUUGGUUCUCGCAAUGAUAAGACAAGGCAGGUCCUUAAGGAGGAAAAGGAGAGAGCAGAGGCAGAGACAAGGAGCAACGCUUACCAGGCUGCUUAUGCCAAGGCUGAAGAGGCAUCCAAAGCACUUCGACCUGAGAAAACUAAUAACAACCAGAGAGAGGACGAUGAUGCAGUAUUUGAUGAUGAUGAUGAUGAGCUUAGAAAGUCCUUAGAAAGAGCCAGAAGGCUUGCUUUGAGAAAGCAAGAGGGCCUUGCCAAAACCUUUCCAGAGUCAAUUGCUUCACUUGCCACUUCCAGUGCAAAUGAGUCAACCUUGGAUAAUCCAAGUUCUGUAUCUGGAGAGGCACAGGAGAACAAGGUUGUUUUCACUGAGAUGGAAGAGUUUGUCUGGGGCCUUCAGCUUGAUGAAGAAGAACAAAAACCAGGUGGUAAUGAUGUCUUCAUGGAGGAAGAAGAGUUGCCAAAGCCCGCUGAUGAAGAAAUGAAGAAUGAGGAUGGUGGUUGGACCGAAGUGAAGGAAACCAAGGAAGAGGAGCCCUCUGUAAAGGAGGAGGAAAUGGAAGUAACUCCAGAUGAUACGAUACGUGAAGUUCCAGUUGGUAAGGGUUUAGCAGGAGUUCUCAAACUUCUGCAAGAGCGAGGUACACUCAAGGAAGAUAUUGAAUGGGGUGGUCGUAACAUGGACAAGAAGAAGAGCAAGCUCGUAGGCAUCCGUGGUGAGGAUGGGAAAAAGGAAAUAAACAUUGAAAGGACUGAUGAGUAUGGGCGAAUCCUGACUCCAAAGGAAGCUUUUCGGUUGCUUUCACAUAAAUUUCAUGGGAAGGGGCCUGGAAAGAUGAAGCAAGAAAAGCGUAUGCGGCAAUACCAGGAGGAGCUGAAGAUAAAACAAAUGAAAAAUUCAGAUACUCCAUCUCAGUCUGUGGAGAGGAUGAGAGAAACUCAGGCUCAAACAAGAACUCCAUAUAUUGUUCUCAGCGGACAUGUUAAACCAGGGCAAACUAGUGAUCCUAGAAGUGGUUUUGCUACUGUUGAGAAGGACUUUCCUGGAGGUCUGACCCCCAUGCUUGGCGAUAAGAAGGUUGAGCACUUUUUGGGCAUAAAACGCAAGUUUGAACAAGGAGAGGGGAGCUCACAAAAGAAGCCUAAAAAUUAAUUUUGUAUACUUAUCCCGUCAAGAUAUCCUUCUGCUUUAUGCACAAGCUCUUGUAAUUGUACAUAAACCGUGUCCAGGUUGACGUAAAAGUUUCAAUUGGUGAUGUAUCUAUUAAAUGGCAUAAUAACAUUUGAAAAUAGUUGUACUUCACAGCCAGUUGAACAAUGCUGCUGGUUGCGUUGAUCCCUUUCUGACCUUAAACGACUUGAAUAUUGUCUAUCACAGUUUUAAUCGUGCAUCAGUGUUUCAGCAAUUUUCUGUA